UGAAUGAAACCUGCAUUUUGGAGGAAUUCGGAGAAAGAUUUAGUACCGACUACUGCAGGGAGGAGUUUUAGAAACGCGGUAUUUUCCUCAAACAGUCGUUCAGAGAUUAAUAAUCCCUCAUUCCCCGGGGGUUAAUAAUCCCUCAUUCCCCAGGGAUCUCGGUGGCAGCAGUGCACAACCUUCCAUGCGAACACAUUUUGUCUCAGCGUGGUUCAGGGAUCCUUCUGCCUGACCACCUGUCGGAUAUUGACCCCUUCACAUCACCUAUCCAGUUAUUAUUACUGCAGUGGGGCCGUUUCAACUACACUGAGGUGUGGGAGGGGAAAGGCUGACCCCUGGAAAGAAGACCCAGUGUAAAAUGUGCGCGCACAGCGUCCUGCUGUCUGAGCUGCUCCAGUCCCGCUGAUAGUGUCACGCCGUCCAACUUCUCCUGGAGUCUUAAACCCAAAUAUUGUGGACAUGGUGAAGCUAAAGAUUCAGUGCAUUCUAGUUUUAUUCACCUUCUAUGUCCGAGGGGGGCUGUCGGGGGAUGCUGAAGCACGCCAUGGAGCAAAUAUUGUUUUACAGAGAAUAAAACGUCAAAGCAAACCAACAAGACCAGUGCUGAAGGUGACAGACUACCAUGUGAAGUGCUCAGUGGUGUCCCGCUAUGCCGUUACCACAGUCCAGAGUUCAGUAUGGAACCAGCUCCCCGUCGUGAAGGAGGCUGCCUUUGAGGUGGACCUGCCCUCCUCUGCUUUCAUCUCCAACUUUACCAUCACCUCCAAUGGCAAGGUGUACGUGGCCCAAGUGAGAGAAAGAGCUGCUGCCAGGAAAAUUUACGACGCUGCAAAGAAGCAGGGAAAAACAGCCGGACUUGUUGCUACCAAAGAGAGGGAGAUAGAAAAGUUUCGUGUGGCGGUGAGUGUGCCGUCAGGUGCUCGGAUGUCCUUCUCUCUGUCUUACGAAGAGCUGCUGCCUCGUCGACUUGGUCACUAUGAGCUCAGUUUGGCUCUGAGGCCCAGACAGCCUGUUCAGAACCUGACAUUAGAUGUCACUAUAUCAGAGCGGACAGGCAUCAGUUUCAUCAAAGUCCUUCCUCUCAAGACAAGCCGACUGCUCUCCAACACCACUCAGGGUGACGGAGACGCCCCUGCUUCCACUCAUGUCGAGCGGAGUGCUGGCUGUGCUCGAGUUUGUUAUAGUCCCACUCUGCAGCAGCAGAUCAGCAUCUCUUCCAAGGGGCUUGAUGCAGACUUCAUCAUUCAGUAUGAUGUGGACCUCAGAGAUCUCAUGGGUGAUGUCCAGGUGUAUGAUGGCUACUUUGUGCAUUACUUUGCACCCAGAGGGCUUCCUGUGGUUCCUAAGGAUGUUGUAUUUGUCAUUGAUGUCAGUGGCUCAAUGAUAGGCACCAAGAUAAAACAGACCAAGCAAGUCAUGAGUACCAUCCUUGGGGACCUUAGAGAGGGUGACCACUUCAACAUCAUCACCUUCUCAGACAAGGUUCACACUUGGAAGAAAGGACGAACUGUGCGGGCAACUAGGCAGAAUGUACGAGAUGCCAAAGACUUUGUGAAGAGGAUUAUUGCGGAAGGAUGGACCAAUAUCAAUGCAGCUUUGCUCUCAGCUGCCCAGCUCAUCAACCCUCCAUCAUCUGGCUCUUCCAACCACCUCUCAUCUCGUCGUGUCCCUCUAAUAAUUUUCCUUACUGAUGGCGAGGCAACCACUGGCGUAACAGCUGGUGAUGCCAUCCUUAGCAAUGCCAAGAAGGCUUUAGGCACAGCCUCUCUGUUUGGUCUUGCCUUUGGAGACGAUGCAGACCUCCUCCUUCUGAAACGCCUGGCUCUGGAGAACAGAGGUGUAGCUAGGAUGGUGUAUGAGGAUGUGGAUGCAGCCUUGCAGCUGAAGGGCUUCUAUGAUGAAGUAGCCAGCCCUUUGCUGUCAGAUAUCCAGCUGUCCUACCUGGAUGAUCAGGCAUUUGACAUCACCCGUUCACUGUUCCCAAACUACUUCCAAGGUUCUGAGUUGGUGGUGGCUGGGAGGGUUAAACCAGGGGUUAAGGAUUUAAAGGUGUCAAUGUCUGCCACCGAUUCAAAGCAACGUGUCAAGCUGGAGAGUGAUAUCUCAAUUUCCCACGCAAAGGGGAGUGGGAGAACAGAUUCUGUAGACUGUUUGGGAGGUUUAGAAGCAGUUUCCACCUUUGUGCAUCGUCUGUGGGCAUAUUUCACCAUCAGAGAGUUGUUAAUGGCCAAGCUGAAUGCUACUGACCCUGCAACUCAGAAGUUACUGGCAGAUAAGGCCACCAACCUCUCCCUCCAAUAUAACUUUGUAACACCAGUCACAUCUUUAGUUGUUGUUAAGCCAGAUGCAGAUGAAGUGGCUCAAAGUCAAACCACUGCAAAAACCACCAUAGCACCCACUGUAACCACAACAGCAACAACUGCUGCUGGUGGUUCAAAGAAGCCGAGCUCACCUACAAACCAUAGGCCUAAAAAAACGAUACCCAACCCUCCUCAGCCGCCUCUAAAUUCAGCACAAACUAAAAAAAAAACAUCGCCGACUUCCACAGCGAAAACACUGGGUUCACUACCUAAGAAAACAACUGCAACCUCAAGUCCCGCCCCUGUCAAGCCUGCCCAUGCGCCAUUAUCUGGUAAAAAGCCCACUCCUUCACAAAAUCAUUCAAAAACUGACCCUCCUCCACCUGCUCGAAAGAUAUUCACACCUCUGCUAAAAGCUCUAAAAACAGCACCACCCCCUGCACCUGGAAAAGUCUCCACCCCUCAGAUCAACACCAUGAAAACAACAUUCACCACCACCACUACCGCCACAUCGCCACUCAGUUCUGUCAGGCCCGACCCUGCACCAGCGCCUGGGGCACCCCUGACCCCUCCGCUCAGCACAGCUCUCCCUCCUGUAAAAGUGACAGUGCCCUCCACGGAGAGCAGCACCUCAUCUGCUCCAGAUGCUUCUCGACCUGAAAUCAUCACCACUCUGCCUGAGCUGUCAUUUCCCCUCACCUCUCCUGCCCCCACUAUGGAAGACAACCACAAAAAUGCGAGCACUGACACAGACCUGAGCAUUGCUGCCUUGGUGUCAGCCACCUUCGCUCCCAUGCCUGGUCUAACAGGUGCUCCACCACUGUGGGAGGCAGCUGAGCUCCUGGAUGUCUCUACUUCCAUUCAGAUUCAGAGAAAAGGGGAUGAUACUGCAGAUACAGGGUCAUUUGAAUCUCUGUCUAAACCGGGCACCGUCAGGAUCUUCUCCUCAUCAGUUGAUGGAGAUCCUCACUUUGUGGUCCGGCUGCCAAAGCUGCAUCAGAGCCUGUGUUUCACAGUAGAUGGCAGGGCGAAUGACGUUCUCAGACUGCUGGAGGACCCAGAGAGAGGGAUCACGGUGGAUGGCCACCUGACAGGGGCCCCCUCCAAGCAUGGCACAGAAGCCCGUUCCCGAACCUACUUUGACCAGCUCACCUUCUCCUUAGCCACAGGUGGCUCUGGUAACAUCAUAAUCACAUUGUCACUGAAUGCUGUAGUGGUGCAAGGAGAAGGGCAGGAGAUCCUUCCCAUCGAUCAGCAGGGAUCCGUGACAAGGCAGGGUGUAACGGUUGCUGUAGACAACCACCGGAGCUGUUGGAUCGAGCUGGCCAAGGAUGUGCGCUUCCUGGUCCUGUUCCACCACUACAAACACCCCAGCUACCUACAGAUGGCACACCUGGGUUUUUACAUCACAGACGGACGGGGCCUCUCUGGCUCAACCCGAGGCCUGCUGGGCCAGUUUCAGCGUGCUGACAUGAGUGUAACAGUGGUGAAGCAUCAUGUGGAUGAAGGUGCUCAGGCAGCUACUAAGGAGGCAGUUUUAACCAGGGGAAUUCUGAGGUGGGGGUCAGAGCACCUGCCAGUCACCUUGCAAGAUAAGACGCUGAAGGACACGUUGCGGAAACGCCACUUCGGCAAGUGUUGGGUGGUGCCCAAGGCAGAGGUGGGGAGACUACUGGGACACGCAUAUGACAGCUACGUCGUGGCUCAUGUGUAAUCCUAGCUGAGCCGGCUCCACCUUGGUGUCUCUCUGCUGCACAGCUCAGGUCACAGCAGUGACGGCAGGCUUACUGGACAAAAGAUGAACCAAAACUGGAAAUUCACAAGGCUGAAAUGACAUUACUACAGUCUCUGCAUGAGACCGUCUAAUAUUCCACGCAAAACACAGGUGUGGUUACAGGAGGGUGUGACAGAUUAGACUACAGUGGAUCAGAAAACUUGCAAUUUAGCAAAUAAUGAGGAUGGUCCAGGACAGAAUGAUGUCUUUGUGCCUUCUCCAUUACUGUAUGUGAACUGGAUUCAAGCUCUGUUUUCUGUAUUUCUGACAGAGAUGCAGUGUUCUCCUGUUCGCAUGGCAACCACAAAAUGUCUGUUCGUACUGCAGCAGUUUGUGCUUGUUUCAGAAUGUUUCACACACUGUUAAAGAUAUUCAUCAAUUAUGAUCACAGGAUUAUUUGGCAAACCAUAAUCUUCCAUUUCAUUAUACGUUAAAUUAAAACUGUAUCAUUCUGUAAGUUGUAUUUUCUAGUACAAAUGUAUAUAAAGUACUAUUGUAUGUGUGUAUAGAUGACAAAAGGUUACUCACCUGGAUGUAGUGAUUUUAUCUUCAAAAAGAAACAAACCAAAAUCAGGCUCUUUCCUGGUUUGCCAUGUGCUUUUUAUUUUUCUAUCAUGUCAUUCAUAGUUUAAUUCGUUUUGUUACACGAGACAUUAGGCAUUGUUCACAUACUGGUGAUCAAACAAGGACAUUAAGUUUCUACUACUCAGCCUGAACAGUUUCGUUGAUCAGUUUCAAGGGAUAUUGUCAAUAUUAGUUUUUCAAAGGCCAAACUAGAUGGAAAUAAAAUAGCACAACCACACACACACACACACACACACAGAGGAGGAUUUUGUUUUUAAUAAAUAAAAAAAGAGAUGCUGAGAGACGGGCAGAGGAGGGACAGCUUUAAAUAUAUCUAUGUUCACAGAGUCAAGGGUAUUCCAGUUUUUGUCUGACAACAUGUUUCCAGUGUCAAACUGUUGUGAACACGCAACUGUACAGAUUUUGAUUUCAGCUCCGGGACAGACUUGCUGGUCUCGUUCCAUCAAAACCUGUUUGUUAGGAAUGCAAAUAAUCACAUCAAAUUAUGAUGCAACACCGGAAUGAUCAGUAAUUAAGGUAAAGAUAAGACAUGACACAGCAAAUAAACAAAAACAGAUCAUUUGAUUUUGCUGUGCAUCACUGUUUAAAAUUCAUUUUAUCAUCAGAACAUAAACUAGUAGCAUAGCAUAUUCAGCAUUUGACGUAAACCUUUCCACAGUACGUCACUGAAAUCUAGAGUAUUAACAGUAAAAUACAUCAACGCCCCAAACGCGCAGUAACUUUGUGGAGAGUUGUUUGGUUGUGGUGGAUCAAGGGAAAUGAACUUCUUCAGGGGUUGAAAGGAAACAUCACAUCUGUUUGUUUUUAAUGUGUACCGAGUCGAGCUACAGAUCCAUUUGGCUCUGAGGGAGCGUGUGCUGCAGGUGAGGAAAUGCUUCCACUCAGGUGUAAAAUCACAGCUCUCCUUUGAUAGAAAAUAUCCUUUAUGUACUAUUCAGACAUGCACUACUGAAGUGAGCACUGCCAGCGCCUUUUGCCAAUAACAGCAACACCAUUUUGGCACAGGACUGACCUGCCUCUAACUGUUAGUUAAAACAAAGCAGACUAUUUUUGGAACAUGUGAAUCAGACCCCUGAUUAAGGCUGCAGCCAAAUAAAAAACAUCUUGGUUUA
Monopterus albus (swamp eel) is the source of this 5771-nucleotide messenger RNA. RefSeq names its product inter-alpha-trypsin inhibitor heavy chain family member 6 (gene itih6). The record is from RefSeq and is a predicted model, not a curated record. Gene Ontology annotation, molecular function: serine-type endopeptidase inhibitor activity. Bases 460 to 4014 code for a protein of 1184 amino acids. The transcript has 15 exons. Gene Ontology annotation, biological process: hyaluronan metabolic process. NCBI's taxonomy places the organism in Eukaryota, Metazoa, Chordata, Actinopteri, Synbranchiformes, Synbranchidae.